AUGCGUGCCGAGAUGACGGAAAGGAGUUUCGUGUUCGCCAUUGCCACAAGCGCAUUCUCCAUGCUCGUGGUUGUGAUAGCCAUUCCACUGCUCCACGAGAAUUUGGAGCACUUGAAAACCGAAAUCCUAGAGGAAAUCGACAAUUUUCGGACUUCAACGGACAGAAUAUGGGCCGAUCUUCUAGAAAUUGAAGAAAUUUCUAGACCAGCGAAAAGAGAGAUCCCGUUCAUCUACAGCUACCGACCAUUCACACAUCGUAAAACAAAACCUUCACUGCGCCAUAUUCUUGAGCUUUCUGAUGUCGGGCCGACUGGAAUGUUGGAUGAACAGAAUUACAAAGGCAAACCGCAUGAACAUUGUGAACUACGACCAGAUCCAAGUUGUCCAGGCGGCCCACCUGGACCACCAGGACAAGAUGGAGAAGAUGGAGACGACGGUCUUCGUGGACAAGCAGGAAUCGACGGGCUCGAUGGUCACAGAGUCCGCAGCAGCCACAUGAAGUGUAAGCAGUGUCCUUUAGGCCUACCAGGGCCACCAGGGCCACCUGGACGAACUGGACCACGAGGAAAAGAUGGACCGGAUGGCGAACCAGGAGUCGUUCCCGUCGGCCCCCCAGGACCUAAGGGCGACCCCGGCCCACAAGGUGAUGCAAAAUUUGAGUUCUACAAAUAUAAAUUAUUAUCCUACACUGCACCUGGCUUUUUACCCACCAUAAAGUGA
This is a messenger RNA of Angiostrongylus costaricensis, 720 nucleotides long. The record is from the annotation of a GenBank genome assembly. NCBI's taxonomy places the organism in Eukaryota, Metazoa, Nematoda, Chromadorea, Rhabditida, Metastrongylidae.